This is a messenger RNA of Plasmodium vivax (malaria parasite P. vivax), 387 nucleotides long. RefSeq lists its product as hypothetical. NCBI's taxonomy places the organism in Eukaryota, Apicomplexa, Aconoidasida, Haemosporida, Plasmodiidae. The record is from RefSeq and is a predicted model, not a curated record. Gene Ontology annotation, cellular component: ciliary basal body; centrosome. The transcript has 2 exons. The coding region runs from base 1 to 387 and encodes 128 amino acids.
AUGGACCGGAAGAAGGCGAUGCCGCUUAUCAAAAGCGAAGACGAGCUGUCCAAGUGCAUCGAAAUACUGCGAAUAAAGAGGCAGGAAAUUCACGAGCAAAUUUUAAAGGAAGAGGACAAAGAAAGAAUGCAGAAGGAGAUCGCCAUGCUGAACGAAAAGCUGCAAGAGGUGUGCCAUAGCAUAACCAAGAAGCUACAAACACGUUUAGAAUAUGACCGAACUAUUAAAGAAACAUCUGCAGCGUACACAAAAAUAAGAGAGUCUGCCAAGUCUCUACUGCAUAUUUUAAAAAGGGAAGAGAAUCAUCUGGGGAGUAAACUGUACAGUGGGGCAUCCGAGGACGAUUUUAAGUCGCUCAGGGAAUUGAGGAAUAUGCACCACCAUUAG